Messenger RNA from Cynara cardunculus var. scolymus (artichoke), 1515 nucleotides. Its product is annotated as ent-kaurene oxidase, chloroplastic-like. Gene Ontology annotation, cellular component: endoplasmic reticulum; chloroplast outer membrane. NCBI's taxonomy places the organism in Eukaryota, Viridiplantae, Streptophyta, Magnoliopsida, Asterales, Asteraceae. Gene Ontology annotation, molecular function: ent-kaurene oxidase activity; heme binding; iron ion binding. The transcript has 7 exons. The record is from RefSeq and is a predicted model, not a curated record. The coding region runs from base 1 to 1515 and encodes 504 amino acids. Gene Ontology annotation, biological process: gibberellin biosynthetic process.
AUGGAUGUGCAAUCGGUGACGCCGGCGGUGGCCGUGGCGGUGGUCGUCGGAGGUUUUCUUUUCUUGUUUCUCAGGAGUUUUCUAUCUCAUCAUCAACCUGCUAACCGAAAUCAUCUCCCUACUCUUCCUGAGGUUCCAGGGGUGCCAUUGUUAGGGAAUUUGUUUCAGUUGAAGGAGAAGAAACCAUAUAAAACUUUUACAAAGUGGGCAGAAACUUACGGUCCGAUUUACUCCAUUAAAACUGGAGCCACCUCCUUGGUUGUCGUUAGCUCUAAUCAACUUGCUAAAGAGGCCAUGGUGACCAGAUUUGACUCCAUUUCAACCAGAAAGCUUUCAAAGGCAUUAACGAUGCUGACGUCUGAUAAAACCAUGGUCGCAAUGAGUGAUUAUGACGAAUAUCACAAGACUGUCAAACGCAACAUACUCACUAGUGUCCUCGGACCACUUGCUCGGAACAAACAUCGAGUCCAUAGAGAUUCAAUGGCGAAGAAUCUUUCAAACCAACUUCAUGCCUUGGCUUCCACGUCUUCUCACGAAGCUAUAAACCUCAGGAAACUUAUCCAAUCUCAACUUUUCUCGUUAGCAUUCAAACAAGUGAUGGGGAAGGAUGUCGAAAGCCUUUACGUGGGAGAUCUAGGGAUCACCAUGGCAAGAGAGGAGGUCUUUCAGGUUUUGGUGACUGAUCCGAUGAUGGGUGCCAUUGAAGUUGACUGGAGAGAUUUUUUUCCGUAUCUAAAGUGGAUCCCCAAUCCCAGCUUCGAGAAGAAAAUGGAGCAACUGGUUAUCCGAAAAGAUGCUGUGAUGAAGGCCUUGAUUCAAGAACACACAAAACGGAUAGAUUCUGGGGAGUCUUUGGACAGCUUCAUCGACUACUUAUUGUCGGAGGCACAACCGUUAACGGAGAAACAACUGCUAAUGUCACUUUGGGAACCGAUCAUCGAAACAGCGGACACCACUAUGGUUACCACAGAAUGGGCAAUGUAUGAGCUCUCAAAAUCCCCAAAGAAACAGGAUCGUCUCUAUGACGAACUCCAAAAUGUUUGUGGAUCACAAAAGAUCACAGAGGAGAAAUUGUGCCAAAUGCCAUACUUAUCGGCCGUUUUCCAUGAAACUUUGAGAAGGCACAGUCCUGUUUCGAUAAUGCCCUUACGAUAUGUGCACGAGGACACGGUGCUCGGAGGCUACCAUGUUCCCGCUGGCACCGAGCUUGCAAUAAACAUUUAUGGGUGUAAUAUGGAGAAGGGAAUCUGGGAGAAUCCGGAAGAGUGGAACCCGGAGAGAUUUCUAGCCGAAAACGAACCAAUCGACCUACAAAGAACGAUGGCAUUUGGAGGGGGGAAACGAGUAUGUGCUGGGGCUAUGCAGGCAAUGUUGCUUGCUUGCAUGAGUAUCGGACGAAUGGUUCAGGAGUUCGAGUGGCGACUUAAAGAGGACACCGGAGAAGAUGUGAAUACGCUUGGGCUCACAACACAGAAACUUAAUCCGAUGCUUGCCGUUAUAAAUCCGAGAACAUAA